Messenger RNA from Nothobranchius furzeri (turquoise killifish), 2460 nucleotides. The record is from RefSeq and is a predicted model, not a curated record. Lineage: Eukaryota; Metazoa; Chordata; Actinopteri; Cyprinodontiformes; Nothobranchiidae.
GGACUUUACUGGGAGUGUUUCAGCCUUGACUUCCUUGUGCACGCUCAAAACAUGUAUCUCACUUCACUUUAGGAAGAGAGGCGCUGUACAGAGGAAAAACCCAACAGGAAAUGUGUUAAGACAUCUUAUCUGUUGCAGAGAGGCUGGCUUUGUGAACAUGAGCCAUGUCGAGGAACCCAGACGGGAGAAAGCUGUUGAAUUCUUCAGGUGAGAAUCAUGGCAGCAACUGGCUGGGUCUAUUUACUAACUACUCUGCUCCCUCUGGGAUUGGCGGUGGCACAUGACCACAGUGGGGAGACUGACACCUACCAUGUCAGUGCUGGACACAUGUUCCUGCUCGGUUGUUCUGCUGAUGCUCAUUCAGUGAACUGGAGGAGAGGAGACAACAGGAGCAUCCCUACCGGAGUGGAAGCCGUGGAUGGGCUGCUGUGGUUUUUACCACUACAGAUGUCUCAUAAUGGAACCUACAUCUGUGAGAAAAGAGAAAAGACUGGAUCUUCAAAGAGAAGGUUCAGUGUCUUGGUGUCCAGCGCAGACUGUCCUGACUCAAACGAGGAGAUUCUCAUCACUGAGGGGGUCAGAGGAGGUCUUCCCUGUAAGCAGACAGAGAUCUUCAGCCUGAAUGUCACGAGAAGAGUCAGAUGGAUGAAGGACUCUAACCUGGUGCAGUUGGACGAGGAGUCCACGUAUGUUGGUGAAGAUGGCUUCUUAAGGCUUCCUGCGGUCACGGACAGGGAUGCUGGGAAAUAUACCUGCAUAAUAAAUGUUAUCAUGAACGGCACAAGUUACACUGCUGCACGCAGCAUCCAACUGACGGUUAGAAAUGAACCUCCAGAGGUGUUUCCAGAACUGCAGGUGGUGAAACCAUUACAGGAUGUUUUUCUAGUCCAAGUGGGUGAACGAGCUGAGCUGCAGUGUUUAGUCUACACCGGCUUCAGUGAGGAUCCAGAGAUAUUGAUGUACUGGACCAUCAAUGGGAUAUACAUCAGUGAUUAUGAAGAGCUGAAUGAGACCUGGCACUUCGUUCAUGACAGAGGAAAGGUGUAUGGUCAGUCCAACCUGUCCAUCUCUAAAGUCCUACAUCAGUUCCUGAACGUCCCCAUUCUUUGCCACAUCUCGAGUCCAGCUGAAAAGAAGUUUGGUUUGGCUUGGCUACAGGAAGCCGACCUCAGUGAUUUCUAUUUGAGCAUGAUCCUGUUCCUCUCCGCUUCGCUGGUCAUUCUGGUCCUGGCUGUCUCCUUUUACUGCCUUAAAGUCGACCUGGUUUUGGCCUACAGGAAACUGCUGAGACACUUUUCCACACAAGUUUCAGAUGGAAAACUUUACGACGCCUAUGUGAGCGUCGUCCAAUCAGACGUGUGGUGUUUGUGUGAAGCAGAGAGGUUUGCUCUGCAGGUCCUGCCUGAGGAGCUGGAGCAGAAACACGGUUACUCUCUGUUCAUCCGAGGACGGGACGACUCCCCCGGAGAAGCGGUGCAUGACGUCAUUGCCACUACGCUGCACCAGUGCCGCAGACUCAUAAUCAUCUUGUCACCAGACAUUAGAAAGGUGGAGACCGAGCUUUUACAUGAGAACCAGAAUCAACUCUGGUUUGAACUAAAUCUGGGCCUCCAUGAUGCUUUGCUGAGAAAUGAUCCUAAAGUAAUUCUGGUGGAAGUUGAUGGCCCGGUGGAUUAUUGUAACCUGCCAGAGUCGCUAUGCUUUAUUAAAAGAAAACAAGGAGCGCUGAAGUGGAAAAACAAGUUUUGUGGAGCAAACCAAACCACGACGUACUCAAAAAGUGUUUUCUGGAAGAAGCUAAGAUAUUGUAUGCCUGCAGUAGGAACAGGAAACAUCCAGUCUGCCGCCUAGAAUUAUCUAAAAUACAACUUAUAUUGAAGUUUAUAAAUGUAAUCCAUCAUGGAUGUUAAGUUUACAGGGUGUUUCAUCCUCCUUCUUGGAACAAUUGAGAUAUGAACACAUGAAGACCUGACUUGUUGAUGUAAAGCAAAUACUGACUUUUUUAUUUUUUAUUUUUUGGUUUGUUUACCAAGCAUCUGAAGACACUGAAAGGACAAUGCAGCUGAUCUCUGACAUGUAUGAGUCAAUGUGUAAAAGUUCAAAAGGCUUUCAGAACUAAUCAGAAGUGUAUUUAACAUGUUAACUUAUUUAUGAUUUUCUCUUUCCGCCAGUGGAAACUCCCUGCUGACAAGGGUAUCUCAUUAAAUGUAAACCCCGAGAACAGAAAAAGGAAAUUUUAUGAUGUAUUUUCAACCUGUGACUUUUUAACCAAGCAGUUCCUUAAAACCAUAAACAAACUUGUGCGUGAAGCCCUACUAUGUAAGGUAAGAUGUUUAUGUCAGAUCAUGUAAAAAUGGAAGAGUGUAUCUGCAAAAACUGACUUUUGUUUUUAUAAAACUCAUUUAAUCUUAGUUUUUAUUUAUAUCAUGAAAUAAAUAAUAAAAUAAGUUUCUGAACACA